AGUAAGUCGCCGCUUCAAAAAAACCUCAACACGAUCACGCGUUACACGAGUACAUAAAUAACAGUCGUCGUGCAUUAAACCCUGCAUUGCUUCUAAAUGGGGUGGCAAGUCGGUAGACUAAAGAUCUACACAAAGACGGAGAAGGUGCUACUGUUAUUCGCGGUGUUUUUUGCGUUGGUCGCUUUGAUAUUGCUGAUUGUCGUACUCGGCAGGACCAACAACGGCGAACUAUGCACGUCAGCUUCUUGCAUCCGCUCAGCCCGACACAUCAUCGAAAUGGUCGACCCUAAAGCCGACCCCUGCGAUGAUUUUUAUCAAUUCGCAUGCGGUACUUUCAUCUCCAACUCCAUAUCGCACGGGGAAGCUUCGAUCGUCAACGACAUGAAAGAACUAACCGACACCCAAAUCGAAAACCUCAUCAGUCAAGACAUCGAAGACGAUCAGUAUCUACCGAAGUCUUUCAGAUACCAACGAAAGUUUUACAGAAUGUGCAUGAAUACGACCGCCAUCGAAGAAGAAAAAGAUCGCACAUUUCUGGAUACCCUAGAAGAACUGAUAGGGGGAUGGCCGUUGGCCAAAGGACACGCGAUGCAGUUCAGUUGGUCGGAAGCUAUGGUGAACGCGAGGAAGAUGGGGCUCAAGUUCAACUACUUUUUGGGGGUCAGGGUCCAGCCGAUGCCCAAAGAGAACCAAGUAUAUUUGAAGCUCGGUCCCCCACCCAAAUGUAACUUUGACGAGGACGUCUGGAAAGAAGAAAACAUCCCCUUGUUCUUAGAGAUGGCAUCUGAGUGGGGAUCGCCUUCUCCCAGCGCCCGAACCGAAAUGCUCAAAACAAUAGAGUUCUACAAGGAGUUUAAGAAGAUAGUCGAUAAAGCGUACAACGCGACCAAGGACAUCAAGCCCGAGCACAAAAAGUCCACUAUCGCCAGGUUGAAGCACCUGCAGCUCAUCAGGUUGCCUUGGCUCCAAUUCCUUAGAGACAUUACAGGUUUUGAACACCUUAAGGAGGAAGACACCAUUAUUGUGGACAUUACGCAGGAAUACCUCACGGACUUGUACUACCUCUUGCUGAGGACCGAACACAAGUUCGUGUCGAACUAUAUAGCAACGCUUCUCAUACUGGAAGACUACGGGUUCCUCACGAAGAAGAUAGCCAGGCUAGGCAUGAAAAUCGAAGACAGGCCCGAUUAUAAGAAUCGGAGGGAGUAUUGCUUAAGCAAGACGAAAACUACAUUCGACAGCGUUGCCGACGCGUUGUACGUGAGGAAAUUCGUCAACGGCGACAACAAAAUGGCAGUUGAAGAGAUGGUGAAAAGUAUAAGAAGAGAAUUGGAAGUGGGGCUAGAGGGUAACGAGUGGAUGGACUCCGUCACCAAAGUGGAGGCCAAGAAAUUCUUGGAAAAUGUCACAGCGCACGUAGGCUGGACGGACUUGGUGUACAACGAAGAAAGGACUGAGCAAUACUUUGGAUACCACAAGUUGCACUUGGAGUUUACCAACAUCACUUCGGUGAAUAAACAAAUGAUGAGGUUCCGAACAGAUAUGUAUUACGAAAUGAACGUGGGAACUUUUGAAGAUCAGCUCUCAGCCUUCGUUCACAGCCCUUAUACAGACGUUAAUGCGUUUUACCUCAAGUUCUACAAUAUCCUCAUUUUAGCCGCUCCACUGCUGCAGCCUCCGAUCUUCGACAGAGACGCUCCUAAGUACAUAAACUAUGGGGCCCUGGGUAGCAUAAUAGGACACGAGUUGACUCACGCUUUCAGCGAAGAGCAGAGCGAAUACACCGAGUAUUUCGGCAAAGAUCGGAGCUUUUGGACAAACGACACGUCGGACAUGUACGAGGAGGCUAGCAGAUGUAUAGUGGAGGAAGUGGAAAGCUAUGACAAGCAUGUCGAAGGGUUUAGCGACAACGCGACGAUAACAUGGGAAGAAAACGUUGCGGACUUGACCGGAAUCAACCUCGCGUACACGGCGUACCAAAAGUGGGUACUAUCCAACGGCUUGGAACCCAAUUUACCAGGGGUCCCUUUCUCGCCCAACCAAAUGUUUUGGAUCAUGGCUAGCACGUAUCUGUGCUACGAUCCCAAAGCAGGGGGUGCGAAGCAUUUUGCAGACUUGUCGCAUUCAAGCCCCAGGUUCAGGGUGAUCAGCGCUAUCAAAAACUCGCCCCAUUUCGCCAAAGAUUACGAGUGCGCGACAGGUAGAGAAAUGAACCCGACGCAGAAAUGUAGGAUAUUCGCGUGAUGACGUAGUAAAUUAUUUUUUCGAAA
This is a messenger RNA of Cylas formicarius (sweet potato weevil), 2270 nucleotides long. RefSeq names its product neprilysin-2-like. Gene Ontology annotation, biological process: protein processing. Lineage: Eukaryota; Metazoa; Arthropoda; Insecta; Coleoptera; Brentidae. The transcript is spliced from 10 exons. Gene Ontology annotation, cellular component: plasma membrane. The record is from RefSeq and is a predicted model, not a curated record. Gene Ontology annotation, molecular function: metalloendopeptidase activity. The coding region runs from base 97 to 2244 and encodes 715 amino acids.